Molecule: messenger RNA, 4464 nt
Organism: Schistocerca gregaria
Lineage: Eukaryota; Metazoa; Arthropoda; Insecta; Orthoptera; Acrididae
Product: pleckstrin homology domain-containing family J member 1-like
Exons: 5
Coding region: 399-1058 (219 amino acids)
Biological process (GO): endosome organization; retrograde transport, endosome to Golgi; receptor recycling
Cellular component (GO): trans-Golgi network; early endosome; recycling endosome
Source: RefSeq, a predicted model, not a curated record
CUUCUGUCUCAGCACGAAUCAAAGAUAAUAGAACAAAGCACUAAGUGCAAAGUAAUUAAAUUAACACCAGGAGGGAGAAAUAUUGUUAUAUGAUAUUUUGAAGAUAAAUGUAGGGAAAGAUAUAGCUGAGUGAUAUGCAUUUUUAAUCUCCCCAUCGUAUCAUAACUGUAAUUACAUAAUAUGUCAAGAGUUUGUGGUUAGGAGGGCGUCGCUGAUAACUGCGAUGUCAGUUUUGCGUUAGAAACCCAUCUGCAGUGAUGCAAAGUGAAGAUGUUUACUCGCGAAAAUUAUAUGAUAGGGAAUGGAAAGUUAAGUAGCAGUUCUGUGUGACAGUUUAUAAAGCAAACCGAAUAUUGGGCACGAUAGUUCCUUACGUUAGUGCGUCAUUAACUUGUAUUAUGCGGUUUAACGACAAAGAGUUAGUUGAUGUUGGAACAGGACCAGCGGAAUUAGAAGGUAGACUCAAUCAUCGUCGAGCGACGACCGGCAAUUUUAAUCAGUCAGGAUUCAAAGAACGAUGGUUCAAACUGAAAUCUAACCUACUGUUUUACUUUCGGAUUAAUGAACUUGGAAAAAUUGAUUAUAAAGAGCCUUUGGGUGUCAUCAUCCUGGAAAACUCAAAUGUCCAAUAUGAACUUAGUACAGGUGUACCAUUUUCAUUUUCAUUGAUAUUUCGUGAUGAUCCAGAGAAAAAGCAUUUCUUUUCUGGCCGAUCGGAGUCCCAUGUUAACCAGUGGGUAAUGGCAAUGAAACACGCAUCGUAUGAGUACUGGAGAUCGCAGCUAAUACUGCUUCAAACUAAACUCAACAGUUUGACUGGGAAAGACCCAUUGUUGAUGUAUCCUCACAAUGAGGGUGUGAUAAGAGAUAUCCAGGCACCAGGUUCCCCACUUGCAGAAAAAAAGCUGCAUUCAAAAACUGCCAGUUUUCAGAGUCAUAUGCAAAAUGUUGGUAACAAAGCAUUAGAAACUUUCAAAAGUCAUUGUCAGGAUCUCUUUGAAAGUGACAAUGAACAAGAAAAAGCUGUUCAAGAAGUACAAAAUCUAAUUGAACUAUAAGUUAUGAAUAUAUUUUACCUCAUACAAUAUUUAUUUUUCAUCUGGUGACUGUAUUUAUAAGUAAGCAGAUUUUGAAUGGAGUACAAUUUCAUCAUUGCAAACAUUAUCAUUUUCAGAAGAUCUCUUGUACACUUGAUUCUCCUUCAUAGCAUUUAAGAUACAUUAUAUCAGCUGAUCUCUUGUAUUUAAUUCUUUGUAUUUAACUCUUUGUUAUAAUUGCUAGGCAAGUUAAGCAGAGCCUGUUCAUUUUGUGAUAAAACUGAUAAAAAUGGAACAAUAAUUUUUGCCUAACAAGUUGCAUUUUACUGGAUGUAAUAAAAAUAUAAAUUGUAUGUUGCAUAGGAGAAAUAUACGCUCACCUGAAAUAAACACUAGUUGCUAGGAAUUAAGGACCAGGAGACUGCAAGAGGGCAGGGUAUGUUCUCUUUUUAAGACAUUAACACCUUGGGAAAAUUGGUGAUGGCUGGCUGAGGUGGUGAUUAGGAGUGUGUCAGUGUGAGAGCUGGUGCUAACACAAUGGUGAGGUGUUCAGUAACAAAUUGCCAAAUAUAGCCAUCAGAUUUAUCUACAUUUUUAACUGAAAGUUAUGGGGAGACGGGCAUGUAAUUGUCAGCAGUUUGGUGAAGAGCAGAAAAACAUUUGGGAAAAAGUGUGAGCAAAUGUCCGAUUUUAAAUUGAAGAAUGUAUUGUAUUAAGUGCACUGUACUAUUUCUGACCAAAUAAUUUAUCUGUCCUAAUAAGAAAGACAUUAAAUAUUUUCACACUUCUGUCACUAUUUGUUUUGGCAAUGAAUAACUUGGGUGAUGCUGAACAUGUGUAGAAAUUAUAUUUCAUAUAGUAUCACAAUUUUGUGUUCCUGGUAUUUAAGUGUCAGUGAGCUGCCUUGUUUAGUACAAUGCUGCAUUGAAUAAUAUGAAGCAACUACAGUGUCUGAAAAGUGUUUACUAACAUCACACUUGCAGAAUAUGCCUAAUAAUGAUGCAAGGGAGUUGAUGUGUUUGUUACUGUGAUAUUAAGUGAUAGUAUUCUACUUAAUAUGCCAGUUAGUAAUUGCUCAAAGAUAUCAGAUGAUGUUAAUUUUUAAACAUGGAGCACCCUACUGACAUCUUUCGAUACUUUACAUAAUUUUCUGUAAAUUUAGUGUAAAUACAGACUUGCGGCAAAUGAAACAGAGGGAAAUUAUUUAUGUAAUAUAUUUUUGAAAUGAUAAAGUGUAGAAGUUAUAGCCUAUGGUAUUUAAAAAUAUUUAUGAUACAGCAGUAUUAUAAGAGAUAAGCAUAGUACAGUCAUGAAAUGAUUAGGUUUUACAUACUUAGGUCCUUACUAUUAUUGUAAGUGUGUUACUCUGUAUACAUUGUGUAAUGUUAUCGUUUGAAUCGUAUUUUGGUAUUCAGAUUAUGUCUCGAGAGUGUAACCAAUAGAUUCUAGGUGAAAACAUUGAAUGAAGCUGUUGUAUUUUUGCCUGCAGUUACUUGCAUGUCUAAAUUUAUAUGAUGUUAAUCAUACAAUGUAGGCUUUCACGGCCGGUGUUGUCUUCAGUUGAAACUUGCGGGCUGAGAGGUUAUGGUCGACAUAUAAAAUUUCCACCCAACAUUUCGUCUUCAUAUGCAGGAGAUACCUUCUGAGGUCAUCCGGCUAAGGCUACGGUGUUAAUUCACGUAACCCCCCCCCACACACACACACACAUACAUAUAUGUGUGCCCCUGGAUGGUGCCAUCUAGACUCUUGGGCAGGUGAGAUUGAGGCCAGGACAGUUAUGGGAUCGGAUAGUGUUGCAAGGUAAACUACCGUCUGUGCAGUUCAGAGCUUCACAGUUAGCCAACUGGAUCCUUCCCUCCACCACUAUCUUCUCUGAACAGCACAAAUGGGAGUUGUUGACGCGAUUCUUCCUCGAAUCCUGUAAUCGUUCUGGUCUCAAUCUCGGGGAACCCACUGUCCCCACACCCUCCACCCCCAGCUUCCCCUAUCUCUGCCCCAUCACACCCUCCCAAUUCGUGGCCCCAUGUUGCCUUACUGUGCACCGCUUCCUGCUGACUGCUGUAAUCGUGCCAUCCCGUACACCUGCCACCCCUCCCCCAACACAUUCCUAACCGGCAAACUAGCUACCUCCCUCAGAGCCAUUAUCCACCCAGUGCCAGUACCUCUUCCUCUACCCACCCAACCCCACCUGACAUUACACGCACCACAACCAGCCCACGUGCUACAAAAAAAGUCACUGUCGGUCUAGCUGGCACCAUGUUGAGGUACAACUGUGUACGUGUGAACUUUUGUAUUUUGUUUUACUCUAGAUCAUCUGAGGAUAACUCGGAAAGCUUCUUACUUUUGUCUGUGCCUAUCAACAACUCAAUGCUUCUGGUUUUUGGUGAGUGGCCUCCUUUAAUCCUAAAGUAUUUACAUUCUGCAAGAACUUUCAACGACAAAUUAUUAUCACAGCCAUUUAAAUCAAUCUUGGAAGCGCACCCUACAGUCACUGUCUGCUGCUUUAAGAAGUUCUUACUCUACUGUAUCUUGUCCUGGGAUCUUCCUGUAGCAAGCAUACUUUUUCUGAGCACAUUUCCUUAAUUUCACUGUGGUAUACAGUAACCAGUAGUAAACCAGUUUGUCUCAAACUUUUAUUCGAAGCAAAUUGUAAAUUGAACUGUCAAGUUUCAGAUGUCUAAUUUACUGUUUCUCAAUCAAAGGCUUGAGAGUCAUAAAGGAAGAAGUGAAUGAAUAAAUGUUAACUAAGCUUUAACAUUUAUGUAUGUAGAUGAAAAAGGUGUUCAACACAACUCAAACUUAGAAACUUCAAGUAUUAUCCAAGAAGAGUAUGCAAAACUAAUUCUCCAACUCUUGCCAUCUUCCACUGAUAUUGAGUAUUGUUUACCACAUUACGUUUAGCUCCAGUUGUUUCCUCAGAUACACUUGUUUGUUGCAGAUUGAUGAAACCUACUUGAUUAACUUUUUUUAAGAACCACUCCAGCGCCACACUGUGUUAUCUGAACUUGAAAGAAUUUAAAGGUGUUCUCUCUCAUUUGUAAUACUGUGUAACACAUGUUCUCUUACAAAAAUAUGCAUCCAGGACAAUAGAGGAACACAGUAAAACAAAGUGGGAGAUAACUUAUUUAGUAAGAACAGCCACUGGAUUGCCAAUCUGCAUACUGUCAUGAGAAAAAAGUAUUCAGUGCCUUUCAAGCCUAUUUUAAGAUAUAUAAACUUUGUUAUGUAUACACAAUACAAAAAUAUUCAUAUAUUCACGUUGUAACCUGAGCUGAUACUUUUUUUUCCUAUUUGGUGUUGUAGCUUUUGAGGCAACAAAAACUUUAUUUCUCAUAAAUGUAAAUAGAUGUAUAUGUAGUCUAAAUGUCUGAUUGUGGUUUUGUGUCCCACAUAUUUUAAUAAUAUACAAUACUUUGUCACAGAAUAA